AUGAGGAUGAUCAUGGGGUCAUUCUCACUUAAUAGUCAUACGAAUACAACAUGGAUACAAAACGGUUUUACUAUAGCUGGUGGAAAUGGAAGAGGCGGUAAACUAAAUCAACUUCGAUGGCCUACUACUGUUUAUAUCGAUGAUGAUCAAACACUCUACAUCGCUGAUGUUAGUAAUCAUCGUAUUUUAGAAGUGAAAUAUGAUGGUGCUCAUAUUCAAGUGGUUGCGGGUGGAAAUGGAGCAGGAAAUCAGUUAAAUCAACUCAGAGUUUCUGUAAACUUCUUUGUCGAUAAAGAACAAUCUGUGUAUGUGGCAGACAGAGAGAAUCAUCGAGUGGUAAAAUGGGUGAAAGAUGCGAAACAAGGAAUUGUUGUCGCUGGUGGCCAUGGCAGUGGAAGCGCUCUAACACAAAUAUCAAAACCGUAUGGAAUCAUAGUCGAUCAAUAUGAAACUGUGCAUGUUACUGAUUCUGACAAUCACCGAGUAGUGAGUUGGCCUAGAGGUGCCAAAGAAGGAAGUAUUGUUGUUGGUGAAAACGGAGGGGGAUCGUAUGCAAAUCAACUUAGCUAUUCAUUUGGUUUAUCCAUUGAUCGGCAAGAAAAUCUUUACGUCGUGGAUCUUUUCAAUAAUCGAGUACAAAGAUAUGCUGUCAAACGUAGCUAA
Messenger RNA from Adineta ricciae, 663 nucleotides. Lineage: Eukaryota; Metazoa; Rotifera; Eurotatoria; Adinetida; Adinetidae. The record is from the annotation of a GenBank genome assembly.